Molecule: messenger RNA, 1152 nt
Organism: Clarias gariepinus (North African catfish)
Lineage: Eukaryota; Metazoa; Chordata; Actinopteri; Siluriformes; Clariidae
Gene: znrd2
Product: zinc ribbon domain containing 2
Exons: 4
Coding region: 162-854 (230 amino acids)
Source: RefSeq, a predicted model, not a curated record
UGAGAGAGAGAGAGGGUUAUGUGUGUAAGUGAGUGGUGCUUGGAGAUCUGACCGCUGAGGGCGCUGUGGGCGCGUGUUCUGUGUUACACUCGCUGCAGAAGGAGCAGAAGCAGAAGAGGAAUGCGGAAGUGGGCGUGGUUUAUGUCUCACAGGACGGCAGCAUGGCGCUGAACGCAGAUGAGGAGGAUUUCGAGUGGGAGCCCCCGAGCGAGGCGGAGAUGAAGGUGUUUCAGGCGCGUCGAGAGCGUCAGGAUAAAAUCAGCAAACUGAUGGGAGAUUAUUUACUAAAGGGCUACAAGAUGCUGAGCGACUGCUGCGACGCCUGCGGGACGAUCCUGCUGCAGGAUAAACAGAAGAAGAAUUACUGCGUGGCGUGUCAGGAGCUCGACUCGGACAUCGAUAAGGACAACCCUGCUCUGAAUGCUCAGGCGGCUCUGUCUCAGGUACGAGAGCGUCAGCUCGCCAAUCAUCACCCCCUCAGUGCAGAUGAGACCCCGCCCCCCGUGUCAGAAGCCCCGCCCAGCAGCAGACCCGAGCACUGCGAGGGAGCGGCGUCCGGACUCAGAGGCCCGGCCCCUCCUCUUCCUCCUCCGCAGCCCCGCCCCCCUCCUGCUCCAUCCUCCCCCCCGCUGCAGAACCCGAGCGGUCUGUCCAGCUCCGCAGCUCUCCCCCCACGCCCCCCUCCUCCCCGUCACCAGGCCGCCGCGGACGCGCAGGACGCCGUGCUGGAAAAGCUGCGCUGGGCCACGACGGAGCUGCAGACGGCCAUCUCGCUCGAGUCCUGCGUGCAGCUGUGUGGUCUGAUCCGCACCUGCGCAGACACGCUGCAGAGCCUCAAACACCUCCAGCACUGAAACUGUACACACACACACACACACACACACACACACACACACAUUUACAGCACUGACUCUGAGUUCCUCUCUUCACACUGGUUGGACAUCGCUGAUCUCACACCAGGCUGGCGUGGCCUAGUUUACUGUUACAGAUGUAUUUACUCUCUGUGCGUGUGUGUGUGUGUGUGUGUGUGUGUGUGAGUGACACACACAUCAUCACACAUAUAGUUGUGUAUUGUAAUAAACUCUGGAGGUGAAGCUGCAGUUACACUGAUUUACUUCUCAAUUAGAAAUAAACAUCAGAACUGUGGUCUCA